CACCGCGCCGCGCCGCGCCGCGCCGCGUCGGGUCGAUUGUACGCUGCGUGCUCAUAAGAUGCGAAUAAGAAUCGAGGUAGAAUCGAAUUAAAAUAAUUGGACAAUCGACGGACGCGCUGGAAAAUCGAUAAGGAACGCCAUCGAAAAGUUCCGAAAGACUGCCAGAGGAUCCAUCGAUCAUCGCGAGAUGUAAUUACGAAGUUUGUCACAGUUUUACGAUCGACGAGGACGAUCAGAUUUCUAAUCAGUGGCGCGGUUUCUUCGUGGGACUUACGACGAAGUGAAUAUGAAAGUUUACGAGUCCCAUCUGAAUGUUAAAAAAAGAAUGCUUCGUUAGAUUUAAUUUUGUUUUGAGAAGACUUGUUUGUUUUACCAGUGAUACAUCAAUGAUGUAAUUUAACACGUUGUGAUGACAAAAUUGUCGAUACGGAUUUAAAUAAAUUAAUUUUAGAGCUGAGGUGUCGAAGAAAAUGAAUCUGUAUAGGAUUAGUAAAUUUUUAAGAGGUUGCAAAAAUAAGCAGCACCAGAAAUGUUGAAUUAUAUCAUUUCUACUUGUAUAGAAAUGGAAUUUUAGCCUCGUCGAAAUGUUGGCAAUUAUUAGUCUGGGAGUCGACGUGUUAAAAGUAAAAGUAAACUACUCAACCCACACCAAUUCAGAUUCUUUGAUUCCAUCACAUUCUUAACAAGCUUGACCGUGCAUAAAACCGCAGAGGAAUAAAGUGUACUAUGAAACCAAGUGACUCAUCAAAUACAAUUACGAUGCUUUAUUUGGUGUCCCAGUCCCGAGACAGGUUGCGCACCCCUGGCCUAUUGGAUAAUCCGCCGUCAGGUGUAAUUGAAACGCAGACGAUAUCGUAACGAAAUAUUUAAUCGAGUAGCAGUAGUAGAAACGUGAGAAAGACUUUCAUAUAUCGCUUAUUGUACGCGACAGGAAAGAUGCUCGGAAGUCAACUCGUUAUGAAAUUACGAAAGCUUAUAGCGGUUGAACAUCGCCGAGCGUGUGAAGAUUCGGCGCGGAGAGGUAAAACCGUCGCGUCGCGUCGGAGUCGUGACGAAAGUGUCCAUUAAAACGAAUGGCCCCCUUUUGAUUGGUUUCCUCAAGGAAAAGAGGAGCCCGCAUAAUCUAUUCUUUCCUCUCGAUUGUAAUAAGACGUAAUAAGAAUCCGCGCCUUUGCACCGCGUAACCAUUAUAACGGGGACAUUAUGAUACAUAGCGAGAUAAGAUACAUUUGAAACCGCUAUCGGGACUCGCGUUAAAUUAGGUAAACAAGAGAUCGAGGAAGGGAGACUUUCUAAUGCGACCAUAAUAUAUCCUAAUAACAGGUUUCCUAACAAGAGGACACGAAUUUUCCUCUCCAUCAAAGCCGACGUCUUGGUCGCAUCAAGAUGACUCCGCGACUAUUCUCGAUGCUAAAGAAGACGGGCAGACCUUCCCACGAGCGCUGCGUGGAUUUUGCAACUGACUCGAUAUAUAAUUAACGAUAAUUUAAUUCAAAACGACACGUCUACUCUCGCUGUGUCAUCCUUUCUCCCUUGAUGCGUAUUUUCCGCAUUUGUUUCGCGCAAUUUGAAACAGAUAGACGAUCAUGCUAGUUACGUGUGAAAUGUGCUAGUCUCUCCGAGCACAUCUGUUUCAACACUUUUCAUUCUUUUCAAUGGAGCUCUAGUUGGCGAGUGUAACAGCUAUGGAUACGUUUAUCGACAGUUGUCAUUUUUAGCGAUAGUAGGAAAUUCCAAGUAUAGGAAGUUCAGUUUUGAUUGCACCGUGAGGAGAUAGCACAUACUAUGGCGCAUGUAUAAACAUAUACAUAUACGUUGAACAAAUGGCUACAGAAAACGCUGGAAAACGACGUACAAGUUCGUUAUCUGAUUCGAGUCAGAGCCAAGGCGAGCCGUCGUUGGAAUUAGCCGUCUAAUUCCGUAGAAUUUGCAUGUCAAUGUGGAAAAGUUCGCGACCAGCGAUUAUCCCGCGCUAAUUGCUACCGAACGCGGCUCGAAAAUUGAAGGUUUACAGAGAGGAAGAUGGAACGGACAACCAUGCAAACGAACGAUUCGAUCUCUCGCGAGAUUCCUCUUUUCCGCAUGUUCUCAACUAUAGGUAUAGUCCACGAAUACCUCCCAACUUCCUGGUUCCCAAAUGUACUCGUACGACACAAUCGACGAAAUUCAUUUAUUCGUUAAUGAUGAAUGUAUAAGUUUUGGUCUGUAAAAUUCUGCCAACUCAACAUGAUGUAUCGAAUAGUAUGGCGAAACAUUCGUGUCUCUUAACUCUCUUUCUAAUUCUUCGUGACUCUGAGUUCAUACACGUUAUCUACAUACAUUAUUCAUGUCCGAUGUAAUCCUAUUAUCAAUAUGCAUCAGUUUUAGCCUUGGAGCGAUAGUGUGGUCUUUUAAUGUGUAUUAUUAAUGAUAAACCAAUACAAUUUAAGAUAACUAAAUUGUUUAACCCAAAAAAUGGAGUUGAUCGAUUUAUAAAAUCGAUUCCAUAUAUAGAACAUUUUUCCAAGAUCGACUCCGUACGCUAACAUGAAUCGUAAAGUCUUUUUCGGGGCUCAGUUUACGACCACCAUUUUCCGUUCCGCUUGCAAAUCCCACGAUAAAAACGUCCCAUUGUGUCUGAUCGAUGGGAAUCGUUGAAAUAAUCUCGAGUAUCCUUCUCCCGAGAAACACAAACAAAGUGUAAUUAAUCGAUAGGAUCGCGUUCAAUCCACGAAAGGCGUCGUGUCCGCCGAGCGAGGAGCUUCUUUGAGAGAUCGACGCGACGCCGACCGCGGCCGACGCGACGAUGCAGGAAGUAGGUUUUGAAACGAGCUAAGUUUAUGGAAACCGAAAGGAAGAUUUUCUUUUUGUGAUCAGCAUUCUUUUUACUCCCAUUUUACGGAAUAAAUUCAGAUUCUGUUUGUUAGUGGGAGGGGGGAUUUAAGCCUUGAUAACCCUUUCUCCUUGCAUUCACCACUGAAAUCUCCCUUUGGUCCUUGCAACGCGAUCGUUUUCACGGUUGUAGAAGCACCAGACGUUGCGUAAACUUACAAUUAGUAUUCGCGGUGAAAAAAUAACGAGAUUACGUAGAUCAGAACUGUCGACCACGUUUCCUCUCAUCGGCCCUCGUAACUGACAGCACUUUCGCGGCCACGAGGGCUGCCAAAACUAUAAUCGAACUUAUCUUAACGCGUUCACGUUCUAUGCAUGUGAAUUUACUUUAAACAAAGAGUCUUGGCAGCGUGACUUUUCAAAGAAAGAAAUCUAGAGUACUCUACAUAGAGUAUUCUUCAUAAAGAUUCAUGAAUUUCAUUUAAAUUCAUUUCCUCUGAUGGCUAACAUAUAUGUAGAAUGAAUUGUUUAGUUGUUCAGAGAAUAGUACUGUCAGCCAUAUAUGGGUGUUGAACAAUUCCCAACCUGUUUUUCCUGUAACAACCCCGUUGUCAGAACGACUAGUACGUGGAAAAAUUGCAGCCCCUGGUUCAAGUACGAUCAAGUUACUAGUGUGUUCACGGGUGUAAGAGCACGAAGGGAUUGCGUAAGAGAAGAAUCUGCGGCAUCGCUCAAGAUCCCUCCACUACCUCCCUGGGAUCUUCUCUUUCUCCGUUCGUCCGGUGUGGGAGCCCCGUGUAAGAGGGCCUCUCAAGAACCCCCCCUUGUUCCUGCUCGAUCUCUAAAGCCAUAUAUAUACCACCACUUCGUGGUGGCAUUCUUCAAGAAAGAAACUUUGCCGGUAACACCGUCAAGACCGAAACUUGUGUAGGCGGAGGUCCAGAGGAACAGAGGACAGGUGGAGAGUGCGUUGUGCGAUCGAGGAACAAGGAUCAAUCAGAGAUAAAUGAACACCACGCGGAAGGAUACUGCGGAUUAAGGUGUUUGGAUCUUGUAUGAUAAGAUGAUUUCGCGGUACCACAUUCUGUGCGCGAUCCUGCUCUACGGCGCGGUUUUGUUGUACCAAGCGAUGGCGCAAGUAGACGGUUACACGCCUGGCGUGGAUUACCCGAUCUACGACUCCGUACCUUUCGGCCUGACAUUUACCUGCGGAGGCAAGUUACCUGGCUACUAUGCCGAUCCUGAAGCCAGAUGUCAGGUUUGGCACUGGUGCUUACCAAAUGGACGCAUGUUCAGCUUCCUUUGUCCAAACGGCACCGUCUUUAGCCAGUCAGCACGCGUCUGUGAUUGGUGGUUCAAGGUGGAUUGCAACGACUCGCCGAGAUUGUACGGUAUCAACGACGACCUCUACAGAGACGUGAACGGGAACAAGAUCUAACUCGAACUGUAUCCCCUGUGAAACAUGAUCGUAAGCGUCGACGAAGACCGUUUCUGUGCAGUCUCUUCACGGCGAGAGAGCAACUUAACGGAAGCGAGAUUCGUCCAUCGAGUUCCUAGCUUGCCGGCGGAGAAUCGGCCAACGAACAAGGCACUGUUGUACUCUCAGACGCUAAAUUCUGACUGUUGCGAGGCUGUUCGAACAUUGUAGAUACACUUUCCAAACGAACUUGACCGCACGUGCUCUGUAACGUUUCCACUAGAAUCGCUGAAAAAUCUUAUCGCACCGUUUCGCUCCGACGGACGAUCCAGGAUACCAUACUUAAUCGCCUUAUAAUGAAACUCGAUCACUUCAAUAAAAACAAACAACUGAUGCAUUAAUUUUUCUCCUGUGUGAACCGAGCGAACGGAAGCCACACUCUGAUCGCGUCGAUUUAACCGAGAAAUGCCUUUUUCAUUUUCCAACUGCGCAGCGUGAAACGAGCGAGAACAGUUUUAGUGGUUCCAUCGACGAGGUAAAAGGAGCCUCGAUCGCGUAACGAACAGUCGAAAUCGCUACGAACGAUUUCUUGGCAUGAUCGGACAAUAGAAAGUGAGCAGUCCUCGCGAGCGGCCAGUUCGACUCGUACCUUUUCCUCGUCGAACGUCGCCGUCGCCGUCGCCGUCGAUGCUACACUUUUCUGUUUACGCUUUACAUGCACAUCCAGUCGUCUGU
This is a messenger RNA of Hylaeus volcanicus, 4963 nucleotides long. RefSeq names its product U-scoloptoxin(01)-Er1a. Gene Ontology annotation, cellular component: extracellular region. NCBI's taxonomy places the organism in Eukaryota, Metazoa, Arthropoda, Insecta, Hymenoptera, Colletidae. The transcript is spliced from 7 exons. The coding region runs from base 3875 to 4249 and encodes 124 amino acids. Gene Ontology annotation, molecular function: chitin binding. The record is from RefSeq and is a predicted model, not a curated record.